CCACUGUAAGCUUCAAUCAAAAGCUGCAAUGUGCCAGUUGAGGUUUUUUAAAUUGAACAGCAUUUUUAAAAUGAUGUUUACAAACACUAAUCCUGUAGUGACUAGUGUGGUUAGUAGUCUUAUUUUAUAGCACGAAUAGUUUUAUUUAAAGAAGACUCAAUGAGUGACUUAAAUUUUUGGAUUAUUAAUACAGCUCACUAUUUGUUUUACCUACAAAUUAUACAUACAAUGUAUAAUCUUAAUUUGUCAGAAUGUGUAAAAACUAGACACAAAUAUUUUUUUAAAAUAUUGUCCGACAAUAGAAAAAAAAUUAUUUUAUUUGGGGCAUCUCUGGCAAUAUUACUUUACAAUGAUAGAAAGUUAUUUGAUCAACAUUUUGUUGUAAUCUUGAUUGCGUACUUCAUUAUGAAAUAUGAAAAAUUGGAGAAAUCUACAAUCAACUAUGGAGUUGGCAUGGCAUGUAGCUUCUAUGAAGGUUACUUAGCCCAAAUUAUUCCCAGUAAUGGUGCAGAUUUUAUAGGAUUUGAGGAAAAUAUCCGAAACUAUGAAAACUGCCAAGGGGGUGUUGUAUUUCCUGUGAAGAAACUGUUCAUAGUAAUAACAAAGUCAUUGUAUUGUCCACCUGAUCUUAAGGAGUUCAAUAAAAAGGAUCCUAGCUUACCAUACCUGGAAGCUUGCCAGUCUUUGGGUGACGUGCAGAAAGACCAGGCCGGUGUAAAGAAUCGCAUAUACAGAAACAGUGCUUAUAAAAUUCACCGAGCAGGAACCGAUCCCGUGUACCUUGCCGUGGAGUGCGCUACACCACUACACACACUGCACAAAGUUCUUAAGAACCGGACUAUCUAUGAAGAGCUGGGCAGCAUAAAUGCGGAAGAAGUAGUGUCUGAUUUCUGUGAAACCCUUGGGACUAUUAUCAGGAAGACCCCCGAGUGCAGGGGCAAAUGCGAGCUGGUCUAUUAUGACGACGAGGACCCAAACCAGAAUUUAGCGGAAAUUCUUCUUGACAGAAUCGAAACGUUAAGAAAUCUGAGACUAUAGUAUUCGAUUUUGCUUCAUUUUUUGACAUGGGAAUCCUUAUAUCCUUUUUUUUUCAAUGUUGUGUUCAUUUUCAUUUUUUUUGUUCUUUUGUUUUAUGAUAGCUUUUUAAUAGUCUAUGGAAUAAAACCUUAAUGACGUACAAGAGUUGACCUAAAGGUUGUAAAUGUAGGUCAUAAAAUCCCAAAAAAAAUAAAUUACGUACGGAUAAUUAUUUAAAUAAGAAUUAGCUUUUAAUAUAUUUGUAAGAUUGUACCAUGAUUACUAAUUAGCAAUGUAAAGUAAGAUGAGAAAUUAUUUUAUUUUUCUAAUAAAUAUGUUUACCAAAUAAUAAA
Pieris napi is the source of this 1370-nucleotide messenger RNA. RefSeq names its product stimulator of interferon genes protein-like. The transcript has 6 exons. Gene Ontology annotation, molecular function: cyclic-di-GMP binding; 2',3'-cyclic GMP-AMP binding. Gene Ontology annotation, biological process: autophagosome assembly; reticulophagy; positive regulation of type I interferon production. Bases 160 to 1038 code for a protein of 292 amino acids. Gene Ontology annotation, cellular component: autophagosome; endoplasmic reticulum membrane. Lineage: Eukaryota; Metazoa; Arthropoda; Insecta; Lepidoptera; Pieridae. The record is from RefSeq and is a predicted model, not a curated record.